AGUAAAAGAUUAGUUUGAGUGAUUAUUUGAGCUAAAGUAUUCGAAAAUGUUGACAAAUUUCGAGACCAAGUCGGCCCGUGUCAAAGGUUUAUCGUUCCAUCCUAAACGUCCAUGGAUUCUUGCAAGUUUGCAUAGUGGCGUCAUACAGCUGUGGGAUUAUCGCAUCAGCACAUUAAUCGAAAAGUUUGACGAACAUGAUGGCCCGGUACGCGGCAUUGCAUUCCAUAACCAGCAGCCGCUCUUCGUUUCGGGUGGCGAUGAUUUCAAAAUCAAAGUAUGGAAUUAUAAGCAGCGUCGCUGUAUCUUCACGCUAUUGGGCCACUUAGACUAUGUGCGGACAACGGUAUUUCACCAUGAGUAUCCUUGGAUUCUGAGUGCUUCUGACGAUCAAACCAUUCGCAUAUGGAACUGGCAGUCUCGCUCUUGCAUCUGUGUGUUGACUGGCCACAACCAUUACGUGAUGUGCGCCCAAUUCCACAUGAGUGAUGAGGACAUAAUUGUAUCGGCGUCGUUGGAUCAAACUGUUCGCAUUUGGGAUAUUUCUGGGCUUCGUAAGAAAAACGUAGCACCUGGUCCUGCAGGGUUGGACGACCAUUUGAAAAACCCAGGAACGGCAGAUCUGUUUGGUCAAGCGGACGCUGUUGUAAAACACGUUCUCGAAGGCCACGAUCGUGGGGUUAAUUGGGCCAGUUUUCACCCCUCGAUGCCGCUGAUAGCGUCGGGUGCGGACGAUCGUCAAGUGAAGCUCUGGCGCAUGAACGAGUACAAGGCAUGGGAGGUAGACACUUGCCGUGGUCACUAUCAUAACGUUUCGUGUGUACUGUUCCAUCCUCGGGCCGAUCUGAUCAUCUCUAAUAGCGAAGACAAAAGCAUACGUGUGUGGGAUAUGACUAAACGGCAGUGUAUCCACACUUUUCGGCGCGAAAAUGAACGUUUUUGGAUCCUGGCGGCUCACCCUAAUUUGAAUCUGUUUGCGGCUGGACACGAUUCAGGUACGAUUGUUUUCAAGCUUGAAAGAGAGCGUCCGGCAUAUGCAGUGUACGGAAAUUGCUUAUACUACGUAAAGGAAAGAUUUCUUCGUGAACUGGACUUCAACACAAACACCGACGCGGUAGUCAUGACUAUUCGUGGUGGGGGGAAGAUGCCGGUAUACAGCAUGUCUUACAAUCCCGCCUUGAACGCGGUUCUACUUUGCACGAGAACGUCCAAUUUGGAGAACAGUACGUACGAUUUGUACAGCAUCCCGCAAAAAGAUAGCGGAUCACAGAACAAAGAAACGGACAGCAAGCGCUCAUCGGGAGUGACGGCCGUCUGGGUAGCGCGAAACCGAUUUGCUGUUCUGGAUCGUACCAACCAGCUCGUGAUAAAGAACUUCAAAAACGAGGUAACAAAGAAAGUUCAGACUCCCGUCUGCGAUGAGAUAUUCUACGCAGGCACUGGCAUGUUGUUGUUACGUGAACCGGAGCAUGUGACACUCUUUGAUGUUCAGCAACUAAGAUCGCUGGCGCAGGUCAAAAUUGCCAAAUGUAAGUACGUGGUAUGGUCGACGGAUAUGAGCCACGUAGCAUUGUUGGCCAAACAUACGCUCAACAUUUGUAAUCGCCGAUUGGAUCUGCUCUGUUCCAUCCAUGAGAGUGCUCGCAUCAAAUCCGGAGCAUGGGAUGAAUCGGGCGUCUUCAUCUACACCACAUCUAACCACAUUAAGUACGCGAUCAUUAACGGUGAUCACGGCAUUAUUCGUACUCUCGAUCUUCCGAUCUACAUAACACGCGUCAAGAACAGUCAGGUGUUCUGUUUGGAUCGCGAAUGUCGCACCCGACUGUUAACGAUCGACACCACCGAGUACAAGUUCAAGCUGGCAUUAAUCAACCGCAAGUAUGAGGAGGUGCUGCACAUGGUACGCAACGCUCGGUUGGUCGGUCAGAGCAUCAUUGCUUAUCUGCAGCAGAAGGGUUAUCCAGAGGUGGCCCUGCAUUUCGUUAAGGACGAAAAAACCCGUUUUGGAUUGGCACUUGAAUGCGGUAACAUCGAGGUAGCCCUGGAGGCGGCUAAAGCAAUGGAUGACAAACAAUGUUGGGAGCGGUUAGCUCAAAGUGCCCUUAUGCAGGGCAACCAUCAAGUUGUAGAGAUGUGCUACCAACGCACGAAAAAUUUCGAUAAACUCUCUUUCCUUUACCUAAUUACGGGCAAUUUGGAAAAAUUGAAAAAAAUGAACAAGAUAGCUGAAAUUAGGAAGGAUGUAUCGGCGCAAUAUCAGGGUGCUUUGUUACUUGGUGACGUUAAAGAGCGCGUGUCGAUCUUGAAAAACUGCAAGCAAACGUCUCUAGCGUAUCUGACGGCCAAAACGCAUGGUCUUGAGGAUGAUGCAGUCCAACUAGCAGAAGAAAUAGUGGCCGAUGGCAAGGAUCUGCCGGAGGUGUACGUCAAUGCUAAAUUCCUUCGGCCGCCGGUUCCGAUACAGCAGGCUGAAAGUAACUGGCCUUUGCUAACCGUCUCAAAAGGAUUCUUCGAGGGAACCAUGAUGUCACGCGGGGCCACAACUGUUCAUCAAGCGCUAGCACCAAGCGAAACGGUCGCUGAAGCUGCCACCGAGGAAGACGGAUGGGGUGUAGAUGAUGAUAUGCAAGAUGGCGAUCGGUUCGAAGAUGCUAAAGAGGACGAUGAUACCAGAACCGGUGGCGAUGGAGGCGAUGGAGCAGGCUGGGAUGUUGGUGACGAUGACCUGGAGCUUCCUGAGGAGCUGAUGUCUAAAAUAUCUGCCUCCAACGCAACCGGGAACAAAAGCUUUUUCGCUGUUCCACCCAAAGGACAUGUGCCGUCCCAUUUUUGGUCGCUUAAUUCGCAACUGGCGGCUGACCACGUACGGGCCGGGUCUUACGACUCUGCCUGUCGCUUGCUGAAUGAUCAGGUCGGUGUGGUCAACUUUGAACCUUAUCAAGGGCUCUUUUUAGAGUCGUUUGUUGCCUCUAGAACGUCGUACCGAGGCCUUCCACACGUACCGGCACUGUCGGCGUAUCCCAAUCGUAACUGGAAAGAGCUGAACCCUAAGAACGGUCACCCUGUUCUAGCAUUCAAGUUAAACGAUCUGGUGCAAAGCCUACAGAACUGUUAUCAGUUGACAACGACCGGGAAAUUCGGAGAAGCGAUCGAAAAGCUUCAAUACAUAAUCUUGUGCAUUCCACUACUAAUAGUUGAAACACGCCAAGAAAUCGCGGAAGCGCAACAAUUGUUAACUAUUUGCCGGGAAUAUGUGGUCGGUUUACAGAUGGAAACAGAACGGAAAAUUCUGCCGAAGAAUACGCUCGACGAGCAAAAGCGGAUUUGUGAACUAGCGGCAUAUUUCACGCAUGUCAACCUACAGCCCGUGCAUCAGAUUCUUACGCUACGUACCGCACUAAAUUUGUUUUUCAAACUGAAGAAUUACAAGACGGCGGCUUCGUUCGCACGUCGAGUCUUGGAGCUAGGCCCACGGCCUGAAGUGGCGCAGCAAGCACGAAAGAUAUUGCAGGCUUGUGAGAUGAACGAAGUGGAUGAACACACCUUACUAUACGACGAGCAUAAUCCCUUCACACUGUGCGCCGUUACAUACAGACCGAUAUACCGCGGAAAAGCAGAAGAAAAAUGUUCGCUGUGCGCGGCUUCGUACCAACCGCCUUACAAAGGUAUAACAUGCGUCGUGUGCAAGGUAGCUGAGGUAGGGAAAGACGUGAUCGGCUUACGGAUCAGCACAGCGCAGUUUAAGUAAAAGUAAAAGCUUGAAUGAAUGAUAAAUGAAUUACAAAAUGUCACGCAAGAUGCGAUACAAAAUAAUCCGGAUGCUGUAUUGACUUCUUACCUGUAACAAAGAAUGACUGUAACAGAAUCCGAGCAGAAAGCUGAUGUGGUACAUGAAAAAAUAUGUCAUCGGAA
Molecule: messenger RNA, 3909 nt
Organism: Anopheles cruzii
Lineage: Eukaryota; Metazoa; Arthropoda; Insecta; Diptera; Culicidae
Gene: alphaCOP
Product: coatomer subunit alpha
Exons: 2
Coding region: 47-3745 (1232 amino acids)
Biological process (GO): intra-Golgi vesicle-mediated transport; retrograde vesicle-mediated transport, Golgi to endoplasmic reticulum; intracellular protein transport
Cellular component (GO): COPI vesicle coat
Molecular function (GO): protein binding; structural molecule activity
Source: RefSeq, a predicted model, not a curated record